Magnolia sinica is the source of this 1088-nucleotide messenger RNA. Its product is annotated as WRKY transcription factor 55. Lineage: Eukaryota; Viridiplantae; Streptophyta; Magnoliopsida; Magnoliales; Magnoliaceae. The coding region runs from base 14 to 1051 and encodes 345 amino acids. The record is from RefSeq and is a predicted model, not a curated record. The transcript has 3 exons. Gene Ontology annotation, biological process: regulation of DNA-templated transcription. Gene Ontology annotation, molecular function: sequence-specific DNA binding; DNA-binding transcription factor activity.
CAUCAAAGCAUUCAUGGAUGCUAGUAGUGAGGCCAUCCAAUUAAUCCUCCAUGGAUGUGCAUUAGCCAAAGAUCUUGAAUCAAACCUCCCAACCUUAGCAAACCAACCUAAUUUCUUAUCUUCUUCAUGUAAACAAAUCAUCCGUGUAUUCAACAAAGCCAUGGAUCUAUUGAAUACUCCCCACCCAUCUCCCUACAGCCACAUGAUCUUCAGCGAGCCGCCCGAAUCGUGGCGGCCCACUUCUACAGAAGCCAUGGAUCUCCUCCACGCACACGCUUUAGUUGGGAGGAACCCGUUCGAUGUGCACAUGUUUUCGGCACCGAAGAUCGGCGUGGCCAAUGAUCUUGAUCUAGGGUUGGAGAUCACGACUAGCGGUGUAGAUCUUGAGUUGGGUCAACCGAUGGAGUAUGCGGCCGCCGGGGAUGUAGAGGCUUCGGUGCGAUCGAGGUCCACUGGAGAAUUUCAGGCAACGGACACGUCAGAUUCCGGUAGAAGUUCUUCAAUGGGAGGGGCAUUGGUCCAAAGAACUGGGAACAGGAGAGAGAAUCGGAGCAUACGUAAGGAGAGGGUAUCUGCACCUCGAGCGGGCAAUCCAGAGAUUCCACCCGACGAUGGAUUCACCUGGCGAAAGUACGGCCAAAAGGACAUCCUCAAUUCCAGAUUCCCAAGGAGCUACUACCGGUGCACACACAAGAACUUCUACGGUUGUCAGGCGAAGAAGUAUCUCCAACGGCUGGAUGACGAUCCUUACACGUUCGAGGUCACGUACCGUGGCCACCACACGUGCCAAUACUCGGCCUCACCUCUCAUCCUUGGCCCACCAGCCUCUCAGGAAGCGAUGCAUGGAACUACACAACCACAGCCCGUAUCCACUUCAAUUCAGUUGGGCCUUUCACACGUGCUAAUGCAGAGGGAUCCUCACGUGGGAUCUUCACACGUGCAAGGUGGGAAAGAUACGGAGACUGUGGUGGACCUUGCUGACGCCAUGUUUAACUCAGGGAGCAGCAGCAGUAGCAUGGAUGCUAUUUUCUCUUCCAGGCAAGAGAAUUAGGAAACCUACACGCGUGUAUGGCAUUGCCCAUCUACAC